CUCAAAUUUUCACUCUUUAAGUUGCCGAUUGCAAAGGGGACACUAAUCUGGGCGGCCGAUUCUCCAAGCUUAAAUUCAAACGCCGUCCACUAUCUUUCAAAUUAUAUUGCCGCUUUUGCUCUCAGGCAGUGAGGAUGUCAACACCAGCGAGGAAAAGAUUGAUGACGGAUUUCAAGCGGUUAGUGCACGAUCCUCCUGCAGGCAUCAAUGGUGCACCUUAUGGAAACAAUAUAAUGCUAUGGAAUGCUGUUAUAUUCGGCCCCGAUGACACUCCCUGGGAUGGAGGCACGUUUAAGCUGACACUUCAAUUUACUGAGGAUUAUCCUAACAGGCCACCAAAAGUGUACUUUAUGUCCAGGAUGUUCCAUCCAAAUAUUUAUGCUGAUGGAAGUAUUUCUUUGGACAUCUUGCAAAAUGAGUGGAGACCUAUAUAUGAUGUAGCUGCUAUACUUAUCUCAAUACAGUCGUUGCUCUGUGAUCCAAACACUAACUCAGCAGCUAAUGCAGAAGCAGCACAGCUGUUUAGCGAGAACAAGUGCGAAUACAACAGGAGGGUGCGUGAAAUAGUUGAGCAAAGCUGGACAGCAGACUGUCUCUGUUGCUGAAUCUGUUACAUAGUAUUCUCUUCGUCAGGUUGUCUGCAUCAAAGUGAGAUGUUUUAAGUGUUUUUCUACAUUUAUAAUAAUGUAGUGCGAUAAUGUCCUUUUAUGUGCUGUUAGGAGCUCCGAUUUUCUUUAUCUUCAUUUUUGGUGCUCGACUAUGAGACUUUGUACAUAUGAUCUAUUAUAUCCAAUUAUGUGAAAUUGAAGGAAGCUCUUAUUCCAUAAAUUAUAAGGAAA
This is a messenger RNA of Nicotiana tabacum (common tobacco), 839 nucleotides long. Its product is annotated as ubiquitin-conjugating enzyme E2 2-like. Lineage: Eukaryota; Viridiplantae; Streptophyta; Magnoliopsida; Solanales; Solanaceae. The record is from RefSeq and is a predicted model, not a curated record.